AUGAAUAAAAGAUUCUCAUUUAUUCUUCUCUUAGUUUCAGAUCUACAAAUACCAGCCCCGGUGUAUGGAGUACCGAAUCAGCAAGAUUUCCAGAACACACCCCCAGGUGCCUACGGGCCCCCCGCACCAGUGACCUUUCCAAACCAAGCCUACCACGGCCCACCUCCUCCGAUCUACAAGCCAAAACCAAUUUAUGGGCCUCCUAAAACCUACGGCCUCCCUAAACCAGUAUAUGGUCCUCCGAAAUUUAGCCAGCCAAAGCCAAUAUAUGGACCUCCAAAGAAGACUUAUGGCCCACCAAAGCAGAGUUUACCGAAACCAAUCUAUGGGGUGCCCUUUAAACCUCAAAAGUUUUCCUUAAACAAACCUAUAUUUUCGCAACCCAAACCCGUGUAUGGUCCGCCUAAACCUGUUUAUGGCCCUCCCAAAAUUAAUUAUGGUCCACCAAUAGCAAGUCCUCCACCUCUACCUGAACUUCCAGCUCUUUCGUUGCCUCCAAUCGAUAAUAAUGUCGAUCUUGGUUUGAAUAUACCAGCCCCUAUUUAUGGUACUCCUUUAGCGAACCUACCAUUGGAUUUAAAACCAAAUUUCCCAACGCCCAAUGAAUCUUAUGGACCUCCAGGCCAAGUAUUUGGAGGACCAAUAGGUCCGAACGAUCAAAUUGUCUUCCAGAACGUCGGUAGUGCUGGUCACUACGGUCCUCCGCAGCCUGACCCGAACCCCAGGCCACCUCAUCCAGGCAUCCCAGCUCCACCAACUCCGCCACACGUACUCUACGAUGGUUGGAAACCAAUUCCUGGAUUAUCGCAGUCAAUAAACCAAAAUUUUGAAAAUGAUCUACACCAAGAAGUACAGAUACAUUUUGACCAAUCUUUGCCAAACGUUGACCAUCACCACCAAGUCUCGUCAGCUCAGAUAACAACAGGAUAUGCAAAUGUCCACCAAGAUGCUUUAUCCAAUAUUGAUUUGAACGCUAUCGUUGGUGGUGACUCUAAUGGCAUCGAUCAAUCAAAGACAGUUUUCGAGGCACACUAUACGGAAAACCAAGAUCAUGGGCAUCAAGGAGACAUAACAGUCGUUCAUGGCAAACCUUUUGAUACCUACGGAGCUCCACCAUUAGAUUCUUUCUCUUCAAAUGGACCGUACCCAGCCAACUUAAGACAACAAGGAGCUAAAGGGCUAGUAUCACCUUCAGGCUUCUAUGGUGUACCUUGGGGAAGUCAGUAUGGAGCUCCUCCUAAGCACAAUAACAAUCUACCUCUGCCUUAUGGAUACCAUUCAGGUGGAGGUCACUCUGGAUUUAAUUCUCCCCAAAAACCGAUCAAAUUCAGAGAAUCAGUACCUGAAGGUUUAUUUGAACACAUCGGACAUAUAGUCCAGCAUAAGGAUGCUCAUCACUCAGAUCACGCACACCACGGGCCCUCGUACCUGCCUCCACCAAUAAGAGAAGUCAAAGAUAUCAACAUGCAUACCGGAAAUCCAGGUCUACACAGUGUUUCUUUAUCAAUAGAACCAACGAAUUUAUACAGUCUACCUCAUUCUGGCAAUCCGAUAAACUUCCAACAGCAGCAGCAAGUUCCUUCUAAUCUCUACGGAUCUCCUAUUGACUCUUAUUCUGUACCAUUAUUGACAGUAGGUAUUGGAGACCAUGUAACAUCAGGAUCCAGUUACAACGCCGUGGCUUCAGCUAUUGAUGGCACUUUGUUAGCUAACCUCUCGAACUUAGAUGCUGCUGCAAUUUUAAAACACUGUCCGUACCAUGAAGCUAUAUUGAAAGCUGCUCAAUCAGGGGAGAAGAUCCCGGCAGAUCUAGCUAAUAGAUAUGUAAACAGCUUAAGCGCUUUAGGCACAACUUUGAAUAAAUCUUCUAAUUCAAUAUUAGACUCCUUUAGAAAAGAUUUCUCUCACAGCAUUAAUCGUCCAUCAAACGAAAUUAGAAAUGAGAAACGAGAAAGUUACAGUGCACAAAAGGGUAAAUCAUUAGACAAUAAACACAGAAUUAAAGAUGAAAGACUACAACACGUAAGCAAUGAAAUUCUAAAGACCUCUGAACGUAUCAGAGACUUAAAUCAAGAAGCGAAAGAGCUACAACAAAAAAUUGCCGCAACAAACCAUAAUAUACAUACAGGAGUACCUAUUCCUAGUAAAAUAGGUUCUUAUUCUGUCCAAAUUCAAGGGUCACAUAAUCAAAACAGUAAAGACGGUGUACCACACGAUCAAUUAUUAUCAGAAGGUCUGUUGCAGAGCAUACUUCAAGCCGUAGAAGGUCCAUCAAAGAACAAUCAACAAAAUGCACAACAGUCUUCACAGCAACAAAAUCAGCAGCAGCAAGGCUCACACCAACAACAACAACAAAAUUCCUAUCAACAACAACACUCCUUGAAUCAACAGCAACACUCUUUGAAUCAACAACAACACUCUUUGAAUCAACAACAACAAUCUUUGAAUCAACAACAACAAUACCACAAUCAAAUUCGCCAACAGUCGCUACCUCAAGUAAAUUUCCAAAAUUUCUUCUCCAGCCAAGCUCUGGAUGGUUUUGAAGGAAUAGAUUUGCCUGCAGGCUACGAACCAAUCGAUCACACUAAAGACCAAGCCGUACAAGCAUCUCAACAAGUACAGACUGAAAUUCGUGACGUACACAUCCAUAACGGACCAUGCGAUUUGAAGACAGCUGGUUCUGAGAGAAAUGAAGUAAUUCUCCCUCCUCCAGCUAAAGCUGAACAGUCAAUAGAUAAAGACGAUAACGAGGUAGCUGUAUACUUUGAUGUAAAAGAACCUGUGACAGAAAUAUCAGUGGCUACUAGUAUAAGUGAAGAAGAGUCCAGUGGCAAAUCUAAGGCGUAA
This is a messenger RNA of Arctia plantaginis, 2847 nucleotides long. Lineage: Eukaryota; Metazoa; Arthropoda; Insecta; Lepidoptera; Erebidae. The record is from the annotation of a GenBank genome assembly.